Molecule: messenger RNA, 1008 nt
Organism: Penicillium subrubescens
Lineage: Eukaryota; Fungi; Ascomycota; Eurotiomycetes; Eurotiales; Aspergillaceae
Product: putative short-chain dehydrogenase/reductase
Exons: 1
Coding region: 1-1008 (335 amino acids)
Source: RefSeq, a predicted model, not a curated record
AUGUCUCGAUACUCUGCUGCCCAUGCAAACCCUCAGGGCCCCACAGACGCCCGGCCAACUGCCAUGCAAAUUAUCCAAGAUGAGCAAAUGCAAGGCAAGCUUGUCGGCAAAGUUGUGGUUAUCACCGGCGUUUCCUCGGGUCUAGGUGUUGAGACUGCUCGUGCUCUCGCAGCAACCGGAGCAACUCUAUACAUGACCGCAAGAGACCUGGACAAGGCCAAGACUGCUCUCGGAGACAUCUUCGAUCCCUCCCAAAUGGACCUGGUCCACAUGGAUCACACGUCCCUAGAGAGCGUGCGAACCGCCGCUCAAAGCAUUCUUUCCAAGACAGACAAGAUCACCAUUCUCAUCUGCAAUGCUGGAGUAAUGGCCGUCAAGGACCUCCAGCUCACGGUCGAAGGCUACGAGCUUCAAUUCGCGACAAAUCAUCUCGCGCACUUUUUGUUCUUUGAGCUGCUGAAACCUGCGUUACUGGCGGGUUCUUCGUCGGAGUUUCAAUCACGUGUGGUCAUCGUGUCUUCUUCGGGUCAUAGGACGAUUCGAGGAUUGGGGCCUUCUGACAAUUACCACUACCAGAAAGGCGGCUAUGAUCCUCGAGAAGCAUAUUCGCAGUCAAAGACUGCGAAUGUGUACAUGGCGAAUGAGAUCGAGCGCCGGUACGGAUCCCAGGGGCUGCACGCGACCAGCUUGCAUCCGGGAGUUAUUGCCACUCCGUUGGGAAGACAUAUGUCCCCAGAGGAAAUUGAGGCGCUUUUAACGAAUCCGAUUGUUCAAAUGUUCCAGAAAAGUCCUGAGCAGGGGGCCGCGACUACCGUUUGGGGCACUGUGUCCAAGGAACUGGAAGGCAAGGGUGGCCUCUUUCUGGACAAUUGUGCAGUAGCUGAGCGAGGGGACUAUGAUGAAAACCCCUUGAGUGGAAAUGCGGUGCCUCAUACAUACUGCCCACAGGACGAGGCUCGACUAUGGAAAGAUUCGUUGGAGAUGGUCGGAUUGUCGAGUGAGGAUUGA